AUGGGGGCUGUGGUACUAAAUCAUUUUGAGCAGACGGUGCGUCCUUUUAUGGAUUUUGUGGAUCAGUUGCGGGGGCUUGGUGUUGAUCAAGAUGUGCCUUUACCGACCAUCGCUGUGAUUGGAGACCAGAGCUCAGGAAAAAGCUCUGUGCUUGAGGCCUUGUCUGGUGUCCAGCUGCCCAGAGGCACUGGUGUGGUGACUCGAUGUCCCCUGGAGCUUAUCCUGAUCCACAGUGAAGACACCGACUGGGAGGGGAAGAUAUCAUACAGACAUGAAAGUAUAAAGUUGGAUUCUCCUGAGCAAGUGUGUGAGGAGAUCAAAAAUGCUCAAAAUCAGUUGGCUGGGAAAAACUGUGAGAUCAGCAAUGAACGAAUUACUGUUCAGAUCAAAUCCAAAACCACCCCAGACCUCACCCUUAUCGACCUGCCAGGAAUCACACGGGUGGCAGUGGGGGGACAGCCUGAUGAUAUUGCUUCCCAGAUAAAGAGCUUAAUUUACGAGUACAUCAUGAACAAGGAGACCAUAAACCUGGUGGUGAUCCCGUGCACUGCUGACAUCACUACCGCUGAGGCCCUGCAAAUGGCACAGGAGGUUGAUCCAGAGGGAGAGAGGACCAUUGGUGUCCUCACUAAGCCUGACCUUGUGGAUAAAGGAAUGGAGGAGAGAAUCCUCAGCAUCAUUAGAAACGAGUUGAUCCCUCUGAAGAGAGGAUAUGCCAUCGUCCGCUGUCGAGGACAAAAGGAAAUCGAUGACAAAGUCUCGCUUUCUGAUGCCCUCAACUUGGAGAAGAGGUUUUUCAAAGGACACCAGAAUUUCAGGAAUUUACUCGACAGCAAGCAGGCUGACAUAAACAAUCUUGCAGAGAAGCUUUCAAGGGAACUCCUGACUCUGAUCAAGAGUUCACUUAAUACUAUAGAGGCAGACAUUUUCAUGAAGUUACAGAAGGUAGAAGAGGAACUUAGCCUCAUGGGGAAUAUUCCGACAGGCAGCCGAGAGAUCGCCAGAUUCCUGACUGAGAAAAUCAAAGACUUUUUGGAUGACAUCCAAGCGCUGACAAAUGGCGAUAUUUCCAAGCAACUUGUAAAAGAAGCAAAACUUUACUGCUUCACCCGUGACCAGUUCUCAAAGUGGCACCAGACUCUGGAACAAAGAGAUGUGGACAGUGAGUACAUCCUCUCAUUUUCAGAUGACCUGGGAAAAAGAGUUGAGAGCACUCUGCUGCCCUUGGCUGAGGAGUUUAUCCAGAUCAGUCGAGGGAGGCAGCUGCCAGGAUUCCAAAAUUACAGUCUAUUUGAAGCAUUGUGUCAAAGGCUUAUUAAAGAGAUGGAACCUCAUACUUUUCAGCUCUUGUCAGCCAUUUCUGAUAAAGUCCUGGAAGCCCUCAAUGAGGUGGCCACCAUGCAUUUCAAAACCCUGCCCAACCUCCUAAAACACACAAAGGAGAAAAGCAGUCAGAUCCAGCAGGCACAAAAAGCACACUCAGCAGAGCUCAUCAAGACACUGUUCAAAAUGGAGGAAAUGGUAUACACCCAGGAUGGGACGUACUCCUACAAGAUGGAUGAGCUGCAGGCUCAAGACGACGACAAUGCCAGGGGCAAAGGCCGCAGGAGGAAUGAGCUCUCAGAUCUGAUGAAGCAUGUGAAAACGUACUUGAAGAUCUCUUCAGGUCGCUUGGCUGACAUGGUGCCCAUGAUUCUGCGCUUCCACAUGCUGCUGGAGACUGGGGCAAAGCUGCAGACGGAGAUACUGCUCGUACUGCAGGACACAGAGGGUUUGGAGCACAUGGCUGAAGAAAAGGAGGACACAGCAGAGCACAGGCGCCGCCUAGUGGAGAGGCAGGACCGGCUCAAAAGGGCAAAAGAGCAACUGUUGAAAUUCUGACACCACAGCACCUGACUAUUGUGACAUCAUGGAUGCUUAGCUCUAAAAGGGGGUAGUGGUGAGACAGUCUUGAGUUCACUGAGAGCUUAAAAUAAAAUAGUCUAACAACAUCUUUUUUGUCUAACUUCAUCCUGUUUGAUUAUUUAUAUACUUUUUUUCCAAGCCAGUC
Messenger RNA from Megalops cyprinoides (Indo-Pacific tarpon), 2050 nucleotides. Its product is annotated as interferon-induced GTP-binding protein Mx-like. The record is from RefSeq and is a predicted model, not a curated record. Gene Ontology annotation, cellular component: cytoplasm; microtubule; membrane. Gene Ontology annotation, biological process: defense response to virus. The transcript is spliced from 12 exons. Gene Ontology annotation, molecular function: GTP binding; GTPase activity; microtubule binding. NCBI's taxonomy places the organism in Eukaryota, Metazoa, Chordata, Actinopteri, Elopiformes, Megalopidae. Bases 1 to 1881 code for a protein of 626 amino acids.